Messenger RNA from Ectocarpus sp. CCAP 1310/34, 577 nucleotides. NCBI's taxonomy places the organism in Eukaryota, Phaeophyceae, Ectocarpales, Ectocarpaceae. The record is from the annotation of a GenBank genome assembly.
UGGGAUACGGUUUAAUCUGGCUCGUUUCCUGUCCGUACGAACUCGUGAUGUUUUUAAACGUCAUGGACUGCUCAUGGAUCAAUUUCCACCCCGGCCAAUAGGUUGGGAUUUCGAUAAUUGUACAAACGAAAACGAUCAUCAUGAUGCGAUGAUGAGGGAAAUUCGAGUGGCACCAAUGAAGGAGGAGGAACAGAGGGAACAAGAGGAGGACAAGACAGAGACCAAGACAGCAGUCGAGAAGGGAAUCAUGGCGUGGAAGAGAGCAAGAGCUUCGAGCCAGAGGACCUCCCGCACAACAAAAGACGGAGAGACAGACAAGAAGAAGAGCUGCCAACAAGUUGCUGCCAAAAUGACGAUGAGAAUAGUGAUGGUAGUAGUGGUGCAAGCAAGAAGAAUGAUAGAGAGAGCACUCCUAAACGAAGUCGAGUGCAGCGUGACAGUCUUAGUAGACACGUGCAGUUUUCUUCUGUUAUUACUACGGUAUCUGUCUUUAAUCCUGAGAAUAGCGUAGCUCCCCCUACGACGCUCGGUCCCGGGGUCCCAGAUAGUGGACUAUAGAAACAUUUUGUGUUUCCCG